AAGUGAAAUAUUCCAAUUUCGAUUCCCAGAAGAGUUGUUCGGAAGCUGCGCCUGCGCCGUCCGUCCGUCCGUCGGGACCCAUUUACCUCCAGACACAGACACGUAUUGCUUUGUAUCGGGCGUGUGGAAGCUCGAUCUGGCCUUCCCCGCGGUGAUCGUGUCCUCAUUUCUUCCCCUCCUUACAAGAAGGCCGCCAUGGAGGAUCGCCGCCUCCUCCUCCUUUUCCUCUCCCCUCACCGCCGUAUACCGUUCUAACGCCGCCCCGAUCGUGUAGCCCACGCCGUAGCACAUACGCCAUGGUCAGCGAGGACGGCCUCCACGAGGACCGCUACCAUCUGCACCACCAGAACAAGACUCCCGGAGGCGGACUCGUCGUCGGCAAUUACUGCCACGAUGUCCUCUUCCGAGGUGGCUCUCCCGUGAGCCAGACCCUCGGCGGCGCCGCCUCCUUCGUCUCCAACGUCCUCGACGCCCUUUCUCCCUCCCCGCUCAUCUACAUCGCCAAGGUCGGCGACGACUUCGCAUAUCACGUCCCCCACCUGCCCCGCGUCGCCUCCUCCCCAACCACCCUCUUCCACGCACAAUUCCCUCCGGCUCCUUCCCACGGAGGGUACCACGGCGAUCGCAUCCUCCGGCGCGUCCGAGCGUGCGACCCAAUCUCCCCCUCUGACCUCCCCGACGAGGCCAGGUUUGAGUUCGGCCUCGCGGUGGGAGUCGCGGGGGAAAUACUGCCGGAGACCCUCGCCCGCAUGCUCGAUCUAUGCAGCGUCGUUCUGGUCGAUGUACAAGGGAUUAUUCGAUCAUUCGAUCCGAUCGAUGGUACGGUCGGCCUCGUGCCUCUUCGAAGCACCGGAUUCUUCCAUCUCCUUCCGCGAAUUGGGUUCCUCAAGGCCUCAGCGGAGGAGGCGCCCUUCGUAGACAUCGAAGAGGUGCGGAAGUGGUGCUGUGUCAUUGUGACUCAAGGGAAGGACGGGUGUCGGAUCUACUGGAAGGACGGAGAAAUGGACGUAUCUCCCUUCCAAGCUGAGGAGGUCGAUCCCACAGGGGCUGGUGAUAGUUUCUUGGGUGGGUUUGUGGCUGGGUUGGUUUGGGGAUUGACGAUACCAGAUGCAGCGCUUCUGGGCAACUUCUUCGGCUCGCUCACCGUUACUCAAGUCGGGGUUCCAAAAUUUAACGACAGGAUGUUGAAGGUGGGCAUUCUUCUAUUAGAUUUCAUGCCAUAUUUCAUGGAGCACUUCGUAUGUUUGUCAAAUUCUUAUCUGUUCUUUCAACUGCAACUGCUUCUGUGUUCUAAAGGUCCUUUGUCACAUAAAAAUCGAGGGUCUGUAUCAAUCACCUGUUUGCCCCUAGUGACAUUUAGUUCCGAAUACUGAUACAGAACAUGAAAUGUGUUAAGGUGUCAGAACAAGACUAGUUGCUUAUCUCUAAUAAAGGAGAGGAAUUUUGAUUUGAAUUUUAGUUACACUUGUAAUUUAACAACAGUUCAAUGACAUAUGUAAAAGAAACAUCACUUGAUUUGACUGUCUUGUCCAUGUCAAACUGAAAUGCUUUUCCUUCUUUCUUGGAGUUGAAGUUUGAACAAAAAAGCAUGCUUAUUUGAGCUUGCCAGAAUAAUUUAUCAAAAUAAUUAAAAGUAUAUAUUUCAGGUUGUAUAUGCUAGAGGUUAGAAGUUUGACAAAGAAGGAACAUGCUUUUAGUGCAAAUUUCACUGUUGAAAAUCACACCAUUAAAUGCUUUGACGACAAUGAAACAAACACAAUUGGGAGGCUGAAAAUAACUCUGCUGUUAAAUGCUUAAAAUUAAUCACUUUUGUUCAUUCAUUUCUAGCCCUCUAGAAUCAUUUGUUUCAAGGAUUAUGCGAGUCCUUAGUAAAUUAGUCUGAUAGUAUGUGCAUUCCUGUUUGGUUUGCAUGGGAUUUCAAUUUAUCAAGUAAAAUGAGUUUCCCUUUCAUCUAUUGAAGUAUCAAAUUAUCCUUAAUUUUGGUUAAUCAGAUAAUUCAUACAUAAACUGUAAGCCCAAUUUUGAUUUGUUUUUAGCAAUGUCAUUCAUACAUGAAAAAUACGAACGUGCAACUUUAAAAUCAGUAUUUCAUUUGAUAGAGGUGGACGGAAAAGCUAUCUAGGACACUUAUUUAAAGACAAUUUUGUUUUAUUGUUUUUACUAUUUUCUUAGCUAGACUUUUUUUUCUCCAUUUAUGUUUUCCCCUUCCCCCACAAUACAAUUGAACAGGUGUUUAAUACCAAAUGUAGUAGUUUAUCUGUAUCGAAAUGGUGCUCCAGUAGUUCACCUCUGUUUAAGAAAUGGAAAAGAUGGUCUAGAAAAUUUAAUAAUCUUGUCAAUGUCGUGUUUGGAAAACACAGAUGUUUUAUAACCGCUAAAUUAGUAUACAAAAUUCAAUUUUUUCUUGGGGAUUCAGAUUCAAUUAGUCCCAUAUUACCUACAUUUUUGAGCCUUUAAGAUUCUAAUAGAGCUGGCUGAUUCAAGGCAAUCCUAUAUGCUUAAAGUUUUGAAUGAUACUCUUCAAACAACUUGCUGAGAUACCAGAAAAAGUGCACACUUGCUGUUUUAAGAAUAAAUUAUACAGUUUAAAUUGAUUGCUACCAGAAUCGAAAUGUUUUCUGGUGAUACAUUUUCUUUCUUUUCUGGUUUAUCACAAUGGCAUCUACAUUAUUUAUCCCACAGUGAGAAGAAAACUAACGAAAUUCUUGUUUGUGGAAACGAAAUGAAUAUCUGGUUUAUCUCACACUGGCGCCCUCUUAUUGUUCUUCUCUG
Messenger RNA from Zingiber officinale, 2772 nucleotides. Its product is annotated as inositol 3-kinase-like. The coding region runs from base 297 to 1373 and encodes 358 amino acids. Gene Ontology annotation, biological process: myo-inositol hexakisphosphate biosynthetic process. The record is from RefSeq and is a predicted model, not a curated record. Gene Ontology annotation, molecular function: kinase activity. Lineage: Eukaryota; Viridiplantae; Streptophyta; Magnoliopsida; Zingiberales; Zingiberaceae. The transcript has 2 exons.